Molecule: messenger RNA, 1398 nt
Organism: Triticum aestivum (bread wheat)
Lineage: Eukaryota; Viridiplantae; Streptophyta; Magnoliopsida; Poales; Poaceae
Exons: 2
Coding region: 563-874 (103 amino acids)
Source: RefSeq, a predicted model, not a curated record
CUGCCAACGCACGCGACCUCCUUUGCCUCUCCCCAAAAUCUCUCCCGUUUCCAUCCCAUCCGCCGCCGCCGCCUCGCCCCUAUCUACCCCGUCCAAGCAAGGCGCCGGCCACUUGAGAGCGGAGAAGGAGGAGAUGCAGGGUGGCCUCAUCGGAAGGGAGCGACGAUGGCGCACAGGACGAGAUCGCCGACCUCCUCUACGUCGCCGGGGGCGUGUGUCUCGUGCUGAUCCACAUAUAUGGUGGCUGCGAGCAAGCCACCGGCGUUGGGUCGAUGGUGCCGUGCCUCGGCGACCGGGAUCAGACAAGGUAGAUGGGAAGCAGCGCCCCCUCUCCCCGAGCCCCAUGUCCAUGGCAACAACAGUGAGGUGAGCAGCGGCAAAGGUGCCUCCGCCGAGGUGGUGGUCGGCGUUCGGCAUCUAGCAGAGGUGCGUGGACUAGCAGCGGCUGCGGCAAUGCAGAGAAGUUGGAGGCCAGGAGGCGGGGCAAGAAGAUGGGGAUGGCGAGGCAGAGGAAGCGGUGGGCGGAGGCAGAGGAAGGAGAGUGGGCAAACUGCAUAGGGAGAUGCAGAGGAGACGGGUCGGCAGCAGGCAGAACGAGCAGCUGGGCGGCAAGGGCAUGGGGCCGGAGGAACCAAGAUCGACACAUCCCCAUCUAAUCUUCCGCGAGGGAACGAGUGCACCUGUACCAUCUCAGCCAGGCGAGAAAAUUGCAACAUAUCUUGUUCAUCCAGUAGAUAUGUCAACAGGAACAGAUUUGAAGGAACAACAAGCAUUCAACCAACUCAGCCGGCAACAGAAGCUCCGUCUCUGCCUAAAUCUUAAUUUUCCAUUCUCUGACCUGAUUAGUGGAAAGCUUUUUUUAAUCAAAGAUUAGUGGAAAACUUGUGCAGUGAAUGUGCUUCGACUCAUGGAGAUUUAGAUUUCUUCCUUAACUUGUAGCAAAAUCAUCUCCCAUGGUGCAGGACAUAUUUAAUUAGCCAGUCAAGUUAGACGUAUGCAUCAGUUUAAUCUGCUGUAAGUAAGUACAUACUGAUGUACUAGUGUCUGAUCAUCUUUGAUUGAUGUAUAUACAUUCUACCUAAGAUGUGAUACAUUUUCCACACAUAGUGUACCCUGUACUGACAAGCUACUACAUGUUUAUAUUAUGAGUUCUGAGGAUUAUAAGUUUAUAAUUCACAUUAAGAAUCAACUGCUUAUGCUCAUGAAUAAUGUGGAGAUGGGUUUCAUCUAAUUUUCUUUGAAUAAUGCAUACCCUUUUGCACUCAUUGAAGUGUUUUUAUAUGAGAGCGAAAGAGUUACGUUCUCGACAUAAUUUGAUAUGUAUGCAAAAUGUUGUGAUAUGAUGACAGACGACUCAUGAGUUCACGGCUGCUCGUACAAUACUUAUGUUUCCUUGAU